AUGUAUGAUCAAUUCGCUAAACCAGCAACAUAUGUUACACGCGGUGGUGGCGCUACCCAGGGUGCCGGCCAGAAGAAGCAUGUCGAUAGCCAUGCUAAGAAGUUUGCUAUGAUUGAAAAUGAUAACGAUCAUUUCGGUGAUCACAGACAGAAGGUUGGCAUUGAGAUGGCCAACAAGAUUAAGAACCUUAGAAACGCUAAGGAGUGGACACAGAAGGAUCUUGCUCUCCAUGCUGGUGUCAAGAUCGAUGUUGUCAAAGACUACGAAAGUGGCAAUGCAGAGCCAAAUGCUAAAAUCAUUAAGAGAUUUGAACAAGUACUUGAAGGUCCUCUUAGAUAA
Trichomonas vaginalis G3 is the source of this 339-nucleotide messenger RNA. Its product is annotated as endothelial differentiation-related factor 1 multiprotein bridging factor 1 family. The coding region runs from base 1 to 339 and encodes 112 amino acids. The transcript has a single exon. The record is from RefSeq and is a predicted model, not a curated record. Gene Ontology annotation, cellular component: nucleus. Lineage: Eukaryota; Parabasalia; Trichomonadida; Trichomonadidae. Gene Ontology annotation, molecular function: DNA binding.